This is a messenger RNA of Aegilops tauschii subsp. strangulata, 771 nucleotides long. RefSeq lists its product as uncharacterized. NCBI's taxonomy places the organism in Eukaryota, Viridiplantae, Streptophyta, Magnoliopsida, Poales, Poaceae. The record is from RefSeq and is a predicted model, not a curated record.
AAUUAUCUGAAAGAAGUCCAUAAAAGACAACUGCCGGUCUCACUGGGUUGGCGCGCGCAGCCGCGCAUGAAUCCAUCCGAGAGGCCUUUAGGAGCCGUUACAGUUUGCACCAUCUAUAUAAGGCAGCACCAUCAGAUCCUGGUCUAUCAAGUACCACAAGCUCAUCUGCCAAUUCACAAACCUAGAAAACCACUCCAAAGCAAACAAGCACCAGCUAAGAAGGUGCUCAAAUGGCGUCCCAGCUGGUUGAGAGCCACCGUGCCGGCGCCGAGGUCCACAAGGGGAACGAUAUCUGCAAGAAGAAGACCGUCGAGCUUCUCGAAGUGCUUGGCCUCCCGAAAGGCCUCUUUCCUAUGGAUGACAUCGAGGAGGUCGGGCACAACUGUGAGAGUGGGUUUGUGUGGAUACUUCAGAAGAAGAAGAAAGAGCACAUGUUCAACAAGCUCAACCAGACCGUCUCCUACGACACUGAGGUGACCGCUUUUGUGGAAAAGGGCAAGAUGAAGAAGGUCACCGGGGUCAAGGUCGAGGAGUUUUCUUUGGUCGAGGUCUAUGUGGAUGAGUCGUCUCCUGAUAAGGUCACCAUCAAGACCGAUACCGGUCUGUCUGACACCCAUGAUGCGGCCGUGUUCGCUCUCGGAGAAUAGGGAGCUACUAGUUAAAAAGGCCAGAAGAAUAAAGUUAGUGAAUGGUUCGGCGCAGCAGUUCACAUGUUAUGCAGAAGUAUAUGCUUUCGUUUUCUUGUUGAUCUAAUAAAGGUUGUUGCAUGAA